UAAUUCUAUUAACAGUAAAUGGGUAUUUUUUAUAGUUUGACUGAAUCUCCAGGAGAAAACACCUUUGAUGUACGAUUGACACAAAGCCAGGGGCGWGUGCGAGUAUGGGUACAGAUACUGGAUAGACAUGAUGGAUCUUUUAUUGUCCGCUAUCGUCUGUUUGCCAGCUACAAAGAUUUAACAAUAGAAGUUCUGUACAAAGACGAACAGGUUGCCCAGUCUCCAUUURAAUUUAAAGUUCUUACGUCAAAGAUUUAUAGAAAAACCCAUGGGGAACAUGUUGGAUUUUCAAUGUUCAUGGACAAUAUAUUAUUAUCUAUGUCUAGAAAGGUUGUGCUCCCAGACAUGGAGUUYUUUGUCAAUCUUGGUGAUUGGCCUCUGGAAAACCAAAUCAACAAACCCUUACCUAUAUUGUCCUGGUGUGGUUCUGAAGAGACUGCUGAUAUYGUCAUGCCAACAUAUGACUUGACAGAGGCAGCUCUUGAAACUAUGGGGAGGGUUUCCUUAGACAUGCUAUCAGUACAAGCUAAUACUGGACCAACAUGGAAGGAUAAAAUCCCUAAAGCAUUCUGGAGAGGAAGAGACAGUAGAGAAGAAAGAUUAAACCUUGUUAUCAUGGGAAGAAAGAAACCUGAACUCUAUGAUGUUGCUCUGACAAAUUUCUUCUUUUUUCCYUAUGAUGAGAAAAAGUAUGGUCCGAAAAUGAAACAUAUAUCUUUCUUUGAC
This is a messenger RNA of Exaiptasia diaphana, 726 nucleotides long. RefSeq names its product protein O-glucosyltransferase 2. The transcript has 5 exons. The annotation marks the transcript as partial. The record is from RefSeq and is a predicted model, not a curated record. Gene Ontology annotation, molecular function: glucosyltransferase activity. NCBI's taxonomy places the organism in Eukaryota, Metazoa, Cnidaria, Anthozoa, Actiniaria, Aiptasiidae. Gene Ontology annotation, cellular component: endomembrane system.